CGGACCCUGGCACGAGAUUUUAGGUUGGCCAAGCUCCCCCGAAGAACUCCCGCUAUGUCGCAGCUUCGCUCAGACCGCUAACCACCACUAAACCGACCCGCGAUACCCUCCAAAAACCCCAGAGUUGCUUCCGUGACCACCAUACCCGUCACGAUGCAGGCAAUCCGGCAACCGAUGCGCUCUGCGCUCUCAAAGGCCGCUACCAGGCAGUAUGCGACCGCUUCCUCGCAGUACGCCGAGACGAUUAAGAACCUUCGCAUCAACGGCGACACCAAGGUCCUGUUCCAGGGCUUCACGGGAAAGCAGGGAACCUUCCACGCACAACAAGCCAUUGAAUACGGCACAAAGGUUGUUGGAGGCACAAACCCCAAGAAGGCGGGUACCGAGCACCUUGGACUGCCCGUCUUCAAGAGUGUAGCAGAGGCCAUGAAGGAGACUCAGGCUUCCGCUACUGCCAUCUUCGUUCCCCCGCCGGUCGCUGCUGCCAGUAUCGAGGAGGCUAUCAACGCAGAGGUUCCUCUGAUUGUGACUAUUACUGAGGGUAUCCCGCAACACGACAUGGUCCGUAUCACAGACAUGCUUAAGACACAGAACAAGUCUCGCAUGGUUGGCCCCAACUGCCCCGGCAUCAUCGCUCCCGGUCAAUGCAAGAUUGGUAUCAUGCCAGGCUUCAUCCACAAGCGCGGCCGCGUCGGUAUUGUCUCUCGCUCCGGAACCCUCACAUACGAAGCCGUCAACCAGACCACCCAAGCCGGCCUUGGCCAGUCACUCGUUGUCGGUAUCGGCGGUGACCCCUUCUCCGGAACCAACUUCAUCGACUGCCUUAACGUCUUCCUGAAGGACGAGGAAACUGACGGCAUCAUCAUGAUUGGUGAGAUUGGUGGUUCCGCCGAGGAGGAUGCCGCAGACUUCUUGAAGGAGUACAACACUGCCAACAAGCCCGUUGUCAGCUUCAUCGCCGGUAUCUCUGCGCCGCCAGGCAGGAGAAUGGGCCACGCCGGUGCUAUUGUUAGUGGUGGAAAGGGUGAUGCCAAUUCCAAGAUCACCGCGCUUGAGGCUGCUGGUGUCACUGUUGAGCGCUCCCCCGCCAAGCUUGGAUCAACUCUCUACGACCAGUUCGUCAAGCGCGACUUGAUAUAAGCAGUUGUAACGAUGUUUCAUUGAACUGCUUGAACGUGCCGGCUUGCAUAGUGCGGCUGCUGCAUUAGGUCCAUUGUACAUUUUAGUCAUAAGAGCAAUCCAUCAUGUGUGCAUCUUCAGACUACCUCUUCUCUAAAUACAGUUUGGCCUGCCACAAAGACUACC
Molecule: messenger RNA, 1305 nt
Organism: Alternaria rosae
Lineage: Eukaryota; Fungi; Ascomycota; Dothideomycetes; Pleosporales; Pleosporaceae
Product: succinyl-CoA ligase subunit alpha
Exons: 7
Coding region: 154-1140 (328 amino acids)
Biological process (GO): tricarboxylic acid cycle
Cellular component (GO): succinate-CoA ligase complex (ADP-forming); mitochondrion
Molecular function (GO): succinate-CoA ligase (GDP-forming) activity; succinate-CoA ligase (ADP-forming) activity
Source: RefSeq, a predicted model, not a curated record